GGUUUACAUGAAAUGCUGCGGCCCCCCGCGCAGCGCCUUGCUGCCGCCAGAGACGGGGCCAGACGGUUCCUGCUGCUGCAGCAGCAGCAGCUGCAGCAGCAGCAGCAGCAGCAAAGUCUGCACAGGGGCCACCUGCUGCGCCAACUGCAACAAUGGAAGCAAUGCGUAACGCCCAAGCAGCUCCUGCAGCAGCAGCAGCUGCUGCUGCAGCAGCAGCAGCAGCAGCGGCUGCUGCUGCAGCAGCAGCAAGCGCUCUGUCGUCGGGGCCUCGCAACGUUCUCCCGCUUCAGCCGGCACCCACCAAAUCCAGCAGCAGCAGCAGCAGCAGCAACGCAGCCAGCAGCAGCAGCAGCUGCUGCGCAGCCAGCAGCAGCAGCAGCAGUUGCUGCUGCUGCUGCUGCACGGCAUAGCCGGUUCUCCCGUGGGCCUGCGACUCCGCAGCAGCAGCAGCAGCAGCAGCAGCAGCAGCAGCAGCAGCGAAUUCCUUCUCCUGGAAAGGAUAUGCCGCCGCUGUCUCUUUCAGAGGCUUUGUACCUGGCCAAAGAGGGGGGCUGCUUCACAGUCAAGGAGCUGCAGAAGAUAGUCCUCACUGCCCCCUCCUUCUCCUCAGACUCGUCUCCGUUUCUUCUCGAGAACUUCUUCAGGUCUCUGGGAUCGGACGAUCCCAACGAUCCCAACGAUCCCACCGAUCUCAGUGGGGAGACACUGGAGACCGGAGACAGUCCCGAAGAGACACAGACAAACGCAGCUGAGCCAGCAGCAGCAGCAGCAGCAGCAGCAGCAGCAGAUGGGCUGCUGAGGGCUCACACCUUCGAGCACGGCGGCCGCGUGUGGCUCUGCUCCGCCAUGGGCCAGGGGACUCGCAAAAGAGCAGCAGCAGUGGCGCUGCUGACGAGGGGCACGGGGCAGGUGCGGGUGUGCGGGCGGGAGGAGGUGUACACGCGUUGGCCGUACGCGUACAACCGCAUGGAAGUGCUGCAGCCGCUGCUGCUGACUGCUGCAGCAGGACUUUUCGACGUGGACAUUCAAGGGGGGGGGGGGGGCCCCUCGGGGCAGGCUGGGGCGGCCAGGCUGGCGGUGGCGAGGGCCCUCGCGGCGGCCUGCGAGGACUGCAGGCCCGCGCUGCAGGAAGCCAUGAUGCUCUAUGAGGACACCAGGCAGCGCAUGCCCAAGAUGCCAGGAAGGAUGAAGGCCCGCAAACAGAGACAGUGGUCCAAGCGCUGA
Molecule: messenger RNA, 1224 nt
Organism: Eimeria necatrix
Lineage: Eukaryota; Apicomplexa; Conoidasida; Eucoccidiorida; Eimeriidae
Product: ribosomal protein S9 domain-containing protein, putative
Exons: 7
Biological process (GO): translation
Cellular component (GO): mitochondrial small ribosomal subunit; ribosome
Molecular function (GO): RNA binding; structural constituent of ribosome
Source: RefSeq, a predicted model, not a curated record